Saccostrea echinata is the source of this 1347-nucleotide messenger RNA. Its product is annotated as deoxynucleoside triphosphate triphosphohydrolase SAMHD1-like. Lineage: Eukaryota; Metazoa; Mollusca; Bivalvia; Ostreida; Ostreidae. Bases 16 to 1347 code for a protein of 443 amino acids. Gene Ontology annotation, biological process: dGTP catabolic process. Gene Ontology annotation, cellular component: nucleus. The record is from RefSeq and is a predicted model, not a curated record. Gene Ontology annotation, molecular function: dGTPase activity. The transcript has 12 exons.
AGUUAUCCAAAAAAUAUGGAAGAAGAAACAACUUCAGCAGAGACAGGGAAACAUUCAAGAAAUCAAUCGAAAAUUUUCAAUGAUCCAAUAUGGGGUCCAAUCGAGCUGAAUCGUGUUUGUGUAAAGAUAAUUGACACACCUGAGUUUCAGCGACUGAGAUUUGUCAAACAACUUGGAGGCUGUUCAUUUGUUUACCCUGGGGCUAUUCACACACGAUUCGAACAUUCCAUUGGAACCUCAUAUCUAGCAGGACUUCUAGUUCGAUCUCUUAAAGAUAAGCUAAAACUUAAUCCAGAAUACAACAUCACUAUAGAGGAUAAAGAUAUUCUUUGUGUGGAGAUUGCUGGACUUUGCCAUGAUUUGGGUCAUGGGGCAUUCUCACACUUGUUUGACUUGCUGUUUAUCCCUAGGAUUGAUAGAGAAACAAAGUGGACGCAUGAGAAGGCUUCCAUUGAAAUGCUGUUCCAGAUUUUUGACAAUAACAUGGAUGUUCUUAGAAAAAUCGGAGAUGACGAUUACGAUAAAUUAGACCUAGAGAAGGGUUCUAAUUCUAAAGAUAGGGCUUUUAUUGAGGGUUUAAUACUUGGGACGAAAAAGCCAGAAAGCAAAUCAGGGAGAGGAAAGGAAAAGGACUUUCUUUAUGAGAUAGUGGCAAAUGAAGAAAACAAAAUUGACGUGGACAAAUGGGACUAUUUCUCUAGAGAUUGUCAUAUGCUGGGUCUGAAGCAUAACUUUCAGAUUAUGCGAAGUAUAAAGCUGGCUCGUGUCAUCAAGCACGACGAUGGAUAUCACAUUUCCUUUCCCAUAUCAGAAUACAUGAAUAUUUUCGAUAUGUACCACGCACGCUAUACCCUCCAUCGCCGUGCUUACCAACAUCCGGUCAACAAAGCUGUGGAAUUAAUGAUCACAGACGCACUGUGUUUGGCCGAUGAUAAGCUGAUGGCUGGAGAUGGAAAGACCGAAAUAAAAUUAUCAGACACCAUUAAAAAUAUGGAGGCAUACACUUUUGUCACUGAUGGUGUCAUUGAUCGUAUUCGUUUUGAAAACUUCGAAGAUGAAAAAUUCAAGAAAGCUAAAGAGAUAAUUAAGAGAAUAUUUAGGCGUGAGUUCUAUAAAUGUGAAAAGAAAAGUGGAAUGGAAAGAAGAGUAAAAGAUUCACGGAAGGCAAAGGGAGGAGAGCUCACAAAAGAUCAGAAAAUAAUUCAUCAACUGAUCAAGAAUGAGGACAUUCAUGUAGAGCCUGUUGUUUUCAAUUACGGAGCGAAAGAAGAAAACCCUAUGGACAAAGUUUACUUUUAUCGCGGCGAUGCUUCAGAUAAACCAACAUAUGACGAGGUAUCAUUUUAA